Molecule: messenger RNA, 918 nt
Organism: Haemonchus placei
Lineage: Eukaryota; Metazoa; Nematoda; Chromadorea; Rhabditida; Trichostrongylidae
Source: the annotation of a GenBank genome assembly
AUGUGUGAUAGUUUUAUUGCGGAUGAAGUGAGAAGGUUGGAGCUUGAAGAACAGUUACAAUCAUUCCACAACAGUUUCAAAAGUUAUAAGCAAGAGGAAAAUGAUGGAUCGAUCCACUCAAAUCUGGAUGGAGACCUGGAACUUGAUCUGCUUCAGCAUAUGAAGAAAAGGCGAGAAUAUCCAGCUGGACGAUUUUUGAAGAAAGAAUUGGAGUAUAUUGCUGAAACCUACUGUAACAAUUAUGAAACGUUUUACCAUUCAACUGUCAACGGCGGAAAGGAUAAAGAUGCUAUUGCAAGAAAGAAAGCCCUGCUGACAGAAAUGGCCGAACAUAUUUCGACCCUUGGCGAGGAGCAUCGUACUCCUGAGCAGGUGGAGCAGAAGAUACGAGAUGAGCUGAAACGUGUGAAGAAGUACAUGGCUGCGAAGAGUCAAGCUGGUCUUGCUAACAACAGGAGAGAGAUAAUCUUGUCGUCACCGCAGCGCAUGAUUGCAGAGGUCAUUGAGAGGACAACAGUUGAACCGAUCAAGCCGAAGUCUUCUGAACAGAACGGAGUGGAAGAGGCAGUAGCUGUCGACACUUCGUAUAUCGAUGUUCCCACAGCUAGUUCUUCAAUGGAAGUGAGUCCACCACUAUUCAAUCGUCAAAUCGCUUCACCACUUCAUGUGCGUAGGAAGAAACGAAGAUUGCUGAGCCAAAGAGAGCUUCCCUCAAUUCAACCCGACGAUUGCAGGAACGACUUCGAGUUACUGAAGGAGAAACGACGGAUUCUCGACGAAGACAUGAAAUAUGCCAGAGCAAAAUUGGAAGCGGUAACUGCUGAACGUGACUAUUGGAUGGCAAAGAUCGAUGUUCUGGAUCUGGAACGUCAGUUUUGGAUGCGUGAGAUCGAGCGAACACUUAAUGGUCGGCUUUGA